Haplochromis burtoni (Burton's mouthbrooder) is the source of this 5910-nucleotide messenger RNA. It is a transcript of the gene tbc1d12a, whose product is annotated as TBC1 domain family, member 12a. The coding region runs from base 336 to 2864 and encodes 842 amino acids. The record is from RefSeq and is a predicted model, not a curated record. NCBI's taxonomy places the organism in Eukaryota, Metazoa, Chordata, Actinopteri, Cichliformes, Cichlidae. The transcript is spliced from 13 exons.
CAUUGUUGGGGAAUUUUCAAGAUGGCGCUGGACUGUGGCCGGGAUGCCACUGCUGCUGCGACUAGCUAACAGUUGGGGGAUUUAAUUAAUCUUCUGCCCGGUGGCGACGCAAGAAAGCGGCCGUGAAGCGUUCCUUUGUCUGCAUUAAACACCUGAGACGGAAAUGUUGCGCCGGGUGUGUGUCAGGUAGCGUUAAACCGGCUCUGAAAAUGCAGGUAGCCCCUUCCUCCAAGAACAACAAAACCUGCUGCUGCGGAGCUCGGCCCACCGGGCAGGGGGACUCGUUGCAGGAACUUACGCCCGCGGCAGAGGCUCGCUUGUGGGACUGAGAAGUCAUGGAGACUGUGAGGGAGAACGGAGGGUCGUUCGGAGUCGACUUGAACGAGAACGAAGAGGGAGAAAGAGGUGGCGGAGCGGGGAAAUCAGCACUCAGAGACCGCAGCAUCGCGCUGCUAGCCGGGGUCAGCGCGGUGCAAGACGCUGGGAAGGCUUUCACCGGCCUCGGCAGGGAUGUAAACACUGACGCCUCCUUGAAAGGGAAGAUAAUGCUGGAGAGGCUGUUCCCCGGCCAGGUUUCCGGGGUCUGCGGGGACCACAGUGGCCUGAACGGGUUCACUGAGGAGGAGCUGUCGGUGGUCGAGUUGGAAGUAGGAGGAGGGCUUGGCCUUGAGGGCACCACAGCUGCUUCCUGUCCAGCUGUGUUCUCAGUGGAGAAGAUGCGGGGGGACAGCAAAGAAGAAGCCCGGGACUCAGACUGUGUUAGCCCGGGGGGAGAGGCCACAGGAGGCGGGUGUAUCAGGACUGCUCUGCCCGGCCAUGAGCUGGUAUGCGCGGUGAGGGAGCACCGGCGGAACUGCGCCUGCACCGCGGGGGUAAACAUGCCCAACGGGGCUGCUGACAGCUGUGAGGGGGAGGCAGGGUUAUUUCCCACCCAGCAGCUUUGCGUUUGCGACUGUGAAGAAGUGAAAGUGGCCAACGGGGGUUUCCACACACAUGACCAGGACCUGGACUCGGGCUGCUCACCUGAAAACACCCCUGACUGUCAGUUUAAAUCGAAGUCUAGGCAUGAGAAGAGGGUAGGGUCCCCUGGAUUAAGUGCCAAAUCCCCCUCUCCCUGCCCUUCAUCCAGUGGCAGCCCGCUCUCUGAGCGCAACACCAGGGAUGAAGAGGAGGUGGAGGACGAUGAGGAGGGUUUCAGUGACCCCAGCUCACCUCCCGUCAGGCCGCAGAGUCUGAGGACUAACCCCAACGUGGCCGUGUCCCUCAGCUGUGACGCCACCCCGCUGUCCCCAGAGGAUGAGGAGGAUGGGGGCUUUUAUUUUGAAGGGUACGAGGAAGACCUGAGGGGCGUUUUGGAGGCGGGUCGUCGGCAGAGCGCUCCGGACACGCUCCCGGACCUGAACCAGGACAGCUCGGACCCCAAGCAGAUGCCAAAGAGGUUCGGCAUCGCAGAUUUCUUCACCAGGAGCCUGUUUUCUAGGAAACCCAAAGAGCCCAAAGCGACGUCUCACAGCUCAGCAGGGUGGCGACUGUUUGGCAAGACCGCAGCCAGAGAAGGCGAUACGAGCAAAGACCUCGCCUCCACGCCGACCGCGGAGCAGUCUCCUCAGCAGGAGUCGAUGAAGGACUCCAGCGUGCCCUCGUGUCCUCAGCGCCCCCUGCUUGCAGGGAGGAGGAAAAACCUGGAGUUUGAACCUCUUUCCACCACGGCUCUCAUCUUGGAGGACCGCCCUUCGAACCUGCCGGCUAAAUCUACGGAGGAAACUCAGAGACACAAGCUGGAGUACGAGGAGAUGGUGGCAGGAGCCAAGAGGAGAGAGCUGAAAGAAGCCCAGAGGAAGAAGCGUCAGAUGAAGGAGAGACACCGGCAGGAGGACAGCAUCUCCAACGCCAUGGUCAUCUGGAACACCGAGAUCCUGCCUCACUGGGACUCCAUGAAGGGAACGAGGCGGGUCAGAGAGCUGUGGUGGCAGGGCCUUCCCCCCAGCGUCAGAGGAAGAGUUUGGAGCCUCGCUAUCGGCAACGAGCUGAACAUCACACCAGAGCUCUAUGAGAUCUUCCUCUCCAGAGCCAAAGAGAAGUGGAGGAGUUACAGCGAGACCAGCUCGGUGAACGACAGCGAGAGCGAUGGAGGAGCAUCUCUGGCUGACAGAGAGUCCAGCCUGGAUCUCAUCAAACUAGACAUCUCCAGAACCUUCCCCUCGCUCUUCAUCUUCCAGAAGGGCGGUCCGUACCACGACCUCCUCCACAGCGUGCUGGGUGCCUACACGUGUUACAGGCCUGACAUUGGCUAUGUGCAGGGCAUGUCCUUCAUCGCUGCUGUGCUCAUCCUCAACUUGGAGGAGGCCGAGGCCUUCAUCACCUUUGCCAACCUGCUCAAUAAACCCUGUCAGAUGGCCUUCUUCAGAGUCGACCACGAACUGAUGUUGAAGUAUUUUGCAGCCUUUGAGAUUUUCUUCGAGGAGAAUCUUCCUCGUCUCUUCAGCCACUUCCAGACCAACAGCCUGACCCCUGACCUCUAUCUGAUUGACUGGAUCUUCACUCUGUACAGUAAGUCACUCCCUCUGGACGUGGCGUGCCGGGUGUGGGACGUCUUUUGCCGGGAUGGCGAGGAGAGCUUAUUCCGGACGGGUCUGGGCAUCCUGCAUCUGUACGAGGAAGUCCUGCUGCAGAUGGACUUCAUCCACAUCGCGCAGUUCCUCACGCGCCUGCCGGAGGACCUGCAGUCGCACACGCUCUUCAACGCCAUGGCCAGCACGCACAUGAUCAGCAGGAACCGCCGCUGGGCUCAGGUGUUUUCUGCCUUGAUGAAGGACGGAAAUAAAGAGGCGGAUAAAAACACGAGUCCAGCUUUGAGAAGCUAACCCCGACGCUAACUCCAGCUGUACUCAAACUAACGUCUGGCUUCGGGGAUGUCGGAGCUCGCGCUAGCUCCCCCUGCCGCCGCUGACGCCAACCACAGAGGCUAGUUGUGUAUCUUGAAGCUGCGUAGCCUGAAGCUAAACUCAGUCCUGGGCUCAGCUACGAAGCUUGAAGUGAAGACGAGGCAGCCGUGGAGGUGGGGGCGGAGCCGCUGACCAGUCUUGGGAAAGGAAGCGGCAGCUCCGGCGAUUCCUGAAACCUCUGCUGGGACCAGAAGCGUUCGGUUACUCCUGAUCUUCAGCUGCCAGUCAGUAUUUCUCACAGAUUGUGUUCCACAGCUGGGGAGUCACAGGCGGCUGGGAAGAAAACCUAAAAGCAGUCCGACUCGGCCAUUGUUUGGCUCCUCCAGGUCGGGACGGCGCUAACACUGAGCGUCACGCCCUGCGUAAUUCUCCAAGACUCUAAAUCUAACUGUAGGUGCUAAUGAGUUUCUCAAGGCUUCAGAAAUGUCCUCUGUGGUUCACUUAUUAAUGUGAGUCCUUGUGGUUCGAGUUCACAAACACUCUUUUACUUUGCUGCUUUUGUUGUAAUAUUAGCUUCAAGAAUGACGGCAGUCUGCACUACUUUAAUCUGCUAGCAAAACAAACUCACAACACGGGAGAUUUGGGUGGAAGUAAAACUAAAGUGUUGCAGUUUACUCGCUGCUUCUCUGUCACCAGUUUUGGUGGGAGCUGCCCAGUUUGGGAGAUAUCUGCUGCCUUCUCAGAACUAAAAUCAAAAAGCAUUUUUAAUAUAAUUCUGUCGUUCUGGGAAUCAAGACCACCUUCCUUAAAAAAGGAUUCAUGUACCCAAACUCACUGUGAGCAUGUUUCAGGAUCUGUGCAGAAGGAAGCGUCGAUCUGUCGCGUGUCGGUCCGUUAGCUUAGCGCCCUGCUGAACAGCAGACAGCAGUCAUUUUACCAGAACCAAUCAGCAAACAACCUACAGGUGACAUCACCUGCCCACACUCCCAAGUCAGCCGGCCAACGAUGUGGUUUGACGCUGCUGCCCUUCAUUAAAGUCAGUCUAACGUGUUUUAUUAGAGCCUGUAGAUGUUACCUAGCAACCACCACUAGAGUGCAGUGUGUGACAGGAAGCUGUAACCGAGCAGAACCAGUUUGUUACGUUCAAACUCGUCCACUGGUCCCACGCACAAGGUUUGUGGAUUUUUGUGAUUAAGUCGGUCAUGAUUUUUGGAAAAACACUUAUAGACGAUAGUCCUGACCAGACGCUCAGAGCUCCUGGGACAGAGCUGACGGCGAAUUCAAAGCGUCACCUUCUGACGCCGCACUCUCUCCACCUCACGCUCCGUGUUCCCGUCACUUGUGCACAAGAUCCUGAACUCCCUCGUUUGGUGGAAGAAGCAACCGCCUGCUGUUUUCUGGCUCAUUCAUUCGAUUCGUGUUCAAGAGAAGGCAGCCUUUAUCUGUGAAGUUAGAGCGCUCUCACCAGUCACUCGAAGGAAACCAGGGCUGAACUGGCCCUUUAAGGACGAGCAGAUGGUGAAAGUGAUUACAAAGGAUGCAGUUAAUGAAAGAGUAUGUGUUUGUUUUUUUAAACGUUAAGAUAAUGAUUCCACUUAAGUGUUUAAUACUUCUAAAUAUAUUCUAAAGGUGGGAAUAUUUCAUGUUAGUAUUUGACGUAAUUGGCUUAAAAUAUCCACAAAAACCCUUUUGGGUAGAGCGUAAAUGUUUGUGCUGACAAAUGGGGCCAUCGGGGUUUUAAAGCCAGCGUUUCCCAGAUCCAGAUUUCCAUUCAGAGCACUUUAUCACGCAGCAUUUAAGCCCCACAGUGAGGCCUCCAGGUCUACGGCCGCGGCUUUUAGCUUUUAGUAGUUCGGGCUUGAAAAAUGACGCUUUUAUAGGCUUUGCAUUAGAUUAUUUCUUGCUUGUUUAUUAAAACUUAGCUAAAAAAUUUGACUGAAGUUAACAGAAGAAACUGCUGCAUGUAUGCAAGCAGCGUGUUUGAACCCGGAGGCCUAAAACUGAGACCAGAGGUAUUGCUGUUCACUCCCAGAAGAUCCUUGAAAACAUUAUUUCCUUUUAAAGCAAACAUCCUCCAAGUCGCCAUCUUCUCAAAUUUGCAGUGUUUCUUUGUCAUCUCUUGUUUUGGAUGAAUUCGAUCGUACGUUCUGAUUUUCUGUGGAUCAACCGUUUGGUCUACAUAGAUGCCAGAGGGGAAAAAAACUUGCUUCCAGCCGCUCGGGCUGAAAACUCUCUGCCGACUUUUAGACUGUUUGAAGCUGCUCGCACCAACACUCCAACGGGAUAAUGAAAGCAAUUUUUAUUUAUUUUUUCUUAUAUUACUCGUUUUCUUUCAAAAACAAAAGUCUGCUCAAAAAUCGAGUUACUGCUGCUUUAGCCUGCCUACAGGCAACUGCAAGCCACUUUGCAACCCACCGUCACCACCUUUGCUCCACCUCCUCCAUGUCGUUCCGUCUGCCAGAGCAAACAAACAUAACACAACAGCGUCGUCCUGAAAUAACAGGAAAAGGAGUUUGUGGUAUUUAUAGUGGAAAAUGAUUGUUUUUGGAUAUUAAUUACUUUUUACACAGAAGAGUAACACUAAUCUGAGGAUGCAGACGUUACCAACACACUGACUGAACAAAGCUUCGCACUCACAGCCGUCACUAAAAACACAACAGCGCUACAAUAAUGAGCAGAUCAGCAGCGUCUCUACAAGUUUCUACACUCUUUGUUGCUCCUUGAGCUCAUGGAAACACUUCUUUGAUUUCCACUCACUACAUCAGCCUGAUGUUUGCACAGCCGAUUAAAGGCAGCCAGAGGUCACCACCUCCUGUGAGACGGGCAAUGAUGGAAAUAUGUGCCAAAAAAUAAAAUCAAGAUAAAAGGUGUUUCAAAAAUAUACUGGACUAUAGAGUGAACUCUGUUUUGUGCUGCCAGACUUUUGUAUAAUUCAUGGAUGGUAUCUAAUGGAUGUAAUAAUAAAGUUAAGCAAUCUCAACAGGUGAAUUUUAAUCAGUUGCUGAUCUAUAAACUAUUCUUUGUA